Molecule: messenger RNA, 531 nt
Organism: Juglans regia (Persian walnut)
Lineage: Eukaryota; Viridiplantae; Streptophyta; Magnoliopsida; Fagales; Juglandaceae
Product: disease resistance protein RPV1-like
Exons: 1
Coding region: 1-531 (176 amino acids)
Biological process (GO): signal transduction
Source: RefSeq, a predicted model, not a curated record
AUGGCCUUUCAAGGUGCUUCUACCUCUUCCCUUUCUUCCUUCACUCGUUGGUGGACUUAUGAUGUAUUCUUGAGUUUUAGGGGUGAAGAUACUCGUCAAAAUUUCACUGCCCAUCUCCUUCAAGCAUUGGAUCGAAAGAAAAUAAACACAUACAUAGAUUACAAGCUUCGAAGAGGGGAGGAAAUCUCAGAAGAACUUCUCAAAGCUAUUGAGAGCUCAAGGAUCUCAAUUGUCGUCCUCUCAAAAAACUAUGCAUCAUCCACAUGGUGUUUGGAUGAGUUGAUGAAGAUCCUAGAGUGUAGAAAAACGAAGCAACAAAAAGUACUACCGGUGUUUUACGGUGUAAAUCCAAUAGAAGUGCGACAUCAGAGAGAGAGUUUCGGAAAAGCAUUGGCUAAACUUAAAGAGAGGUUCAAGGAUGAGUCAAAGGUGGAGAGGUGGAAAGCAACCCUAACAGAAGUGGCCGGUUUGUCUGGAUUCACUUUAGGAGAUAGGUAUACUACUUCUACUCCCUUGUAUGCCUUCAUUUAA